UAAUUUCUGCGCCCUUGAAAAUUGUAAAAAGCGAUGUCCUUUUUUUCUUCUUUUUUUAUUACAUCUUAUAAAUACGUAAGAGAACAGGGAAAUGAGACAUGGUUGUAUCUCCUACAAAGAACAAUCAUAAUAAAAACAGAAAACUAAUAUUAUGGAUUUGCGCACAUCAAGUUAUGGCAUUAUAUACACAGAAAAUAGAAAAGCACAAAAAUAAGAUUACAACAUAUCUUUGAAACAAAGUUGUCAUAACAAAAAAAAGUGCCACAUUUUUUAUGCAUUAUGUAUAAGUCUAAGAGAUGAAACAAGAGAGUCAAAUUCAGCAAGAAAAAUGGGAAAAGACAAUGGAGAUUUAAGCCAUUUUUGCUUAUGAAUGAAGAAUUUUGCAUCCAAUAUAAGGAAAUUAACAUAUUCAACAGAUAACCACUUUGGAUUUUCAUAAUAAAACGAGGAUGAAGGUAUGGGUCACAUUUGUAAGGCUAAAAGCAUAAGAAUUUAAGUCAACCCAAAAUUUGUUGGUUAUAUAACAAUCAAAAAACUAAUUUUCAUCAAAAUCAAAAUAUUUAGAAAAUUUUAUGAAGGAUUUUAUAACCUUGUUGGAUAUACAACAUUUACUUGGCAAAAGCCAGGCCUUUCUCCAGUUUACAAUUGUUAUAAAGGAACCCCAAUGGAAUUUACCUCUUGGAGUAAUCUUUCUCUUCAUUUGAAAUAUUUUGCGAAUAUGUAUGUUGUUGCAUUUCUGAUCUAAAAUAUCAAUACCACCCAAAUGUAAAGCUGGAUAAACACCAUUACCUUUACAGAACUUGAAGGUGAUUUUUAAUUAAUUGGGUUAAGCCUGCUGGGAUAGCUUUCAUCAAGGUAUUAUAUUCCUUUAAUGGGAUUGGAAAGUUAUGGAGAUUUUUUUCUUCUUUUUUACAUCUAACUAACACGCUGUGGACAUUGAAUGGCUCUCCUGAGAUAACGUUUCAUGACAUUUACAAGCUGUUUUAUUGUCAUCUGUGCGUGGCAGAAAAACUGAAUGAGUGAUUACAUGAUGAUACAUGUUGAUUUCGCGCUAUUUGAGAUCACACCACAUUAAAAUUGAAUUUUGUAAUAAAAUUGACAGAAUUUGAAAGUUUAAACUUUGUUUCGUAUCAAAAGUAACCUGCUGUCUUGUCUUUCGCCAUUUGUUGUCACUAGUGUACUCUUUGCUUUUUUGCUUUGUGCUCUUUUUUUUCACUGCGUGAGAAAAUGGAACAUUUGUGGCAUGAGGGCAGUAUGAACCGUGUGAGUCAAAUACAUGAGAGUUUACAGCCCUGAAAAUUUUACCUCACAGUGGAAAUGAAAGAUACAUUUGAUAUUUCAGAGUGGUGUGCAGAGGAAGAGAGAACCUUCCAUCAUGCUCUUCUGAUUGGCUGCGAUUAGUGAUUAAUUUUGUUGUGCCCUGUAGCGGUGUGUCUGGUGUGGAUAAAUUGCUUGUCAGCAGAACCUCAUCACACCUUACGAGGACAUGAUGUAAAGGUGUAGGUGUAGCUAGUCAUAAGGAAGGUUUUUUUUUUUUUUGUAUUUAUGCACCCUUGUUUUAGGGAAGUGAGAGCAAAGCUGUGGUUUUUGGUUUAGAUGUGGGAGGUGUCAGUGUAUCCCCUGUUCUUCAAACAGUCAUAGGUAAUUUUUUUUAUUUCUUAAUUUUCUAAUGAAAGAAGAAUCUGAAGCAUUUUCCAGACAACAGAAUUUGAUGAUGGAUGGAUCAGGCUUCAAUUCAACAUCUAACAGCACUGCUGUGGGUUCAGAGAAGAUCGCUCCUGCUGUAGUUCUGGGUUUGUGUUGUUUGGUUGGUUUGCCAAGCAAUAUUGCAGUAAUCAUCAGCAUUGCUCGUGAGUGGAACAGAAAUCUGAGCUUCACCUUAAAACUAAUGCUAAACCUUGCGGUCUCUGAUGCAUUGACCCUUUGCUUGGCUCCUUUUGUGCUGUAUGGAAUACUGUUUGGAUGGAUAUUCAGCCUUUGGUCUUGUAAGUUUAUGUUUUUUUUGGGUCACUGGAGUCUGUAUGUUGCUGUUCUGACGGUCACCUCCAUGAGUGUGCACCGCUAUCACAAUGUCAUCAAGUCAAGAAUCACUAACAGGAUGAUACUGCAGAGACUGGAAAGACGGCACAGGCGACUUCAGCUGAUUGGCAUCUGGAUUCUAGCCUUUGGCUUUGCCUUACCAGUAAUUUAUACUCAAGGACUCAAAGACAAGAAUGGAUUGCUAAGAUGUCAGAGGACAAUGAAGUCACAGUCUGUAGAAGUGACUGUUUUGCUUUUUGAGAUCCUGGUGGGGUUUGUCAUCCCAUUUUCGACAAUGUUGACAUGUUAUCUCUGGCUGCACAAAGGGUUGAGUCAAAAAGCCAAGAGCUCCAGUCUAACUAGAGCUCCAAAGGACCAGGAACCCAGAAACCAGAGGACAAACGUUAGGACUUACAAGAAGAGGCUUGUGAUCAGCAUCGUUGUGGCUUUCUUUCUGUUUUGGACUCCUGUGCACAUUAUCAAUGUGAUUGAUAUAGUCACUACUCUGACUAAAACAUCUCAUCCAGAUGUUCAUUCCCAACUGAAGUCCUUCCGCCGAGUAUAUGGUGAUGCAAGCAAGACUCUGGCUUUGCUGAACUGCUGUCUGAAUCCUUUUCUUUAUGUUUUCUUUUCAAGAAAUGUAAUAAAGUGUACUAAGUAGAACCCACAUUUGUUUAUUUCACAGCUACAUAUUCAAAGUUGUAAACCUCGUCAGCUAAUUUGGGAUCAGUUUGUUUAAAAAAAUUGUUCUCUGCUGUAAACAGCUGCAUUAAUGCAAUUCUGAAAUCUGUGAUCUGCCAAAGGAUCAUCUGUGUGAAUGAAUAAAUGCUUACCAUAAUCAUAAAUAGACUGAGGGUUAAUAUGUCUUAUUUACAAUUAUUUAAAUGAUUUUUCAUUUCUUUAAUUUGUCCAUGUUUUCCAUGUCGCAUUUUGCAUUUCCGGUGUGAAAAAUUGCUCUUUCAAUCUUUAGAAAGAUGAAAAAUAUUUAAAAUCAUUUAUACAAACAACCCUGUGAAUUUAGUAGCUGCAGACAGCAGUAUUAUUAGCUCAUAUUAUUUUAAUGACCACACAGUAGAGAUGAUGCACAUUUCGCUGCAGUAUACAGUUGUGUUUCAGUCUGUUUCCUUCCCCUUUCUUUACACUUUAUUUGCAGCUAAAUGCUGUCCCGCUAUCAUACAGAGGUUUACAGGUCUCGUGUCUUUGUAAUGGAACCAAAUGCGCAACGGGACACUGCACAGUGCACACCCUUGUUUCAUUAACCGGAUGCUAAAUGCUAAACAGAAACAGGAAACACUGUGAAUGGUGGUUUGACCGAUUAGU
Onychostoma macrolepis is the source of this 3339-nucleotide messenger RNA. Its product is annotated as leukotriene B4 receptor 1-like. The record is from RefSeq and is a predicted model, not a curated record. Gene Ontology annotation, molecular function: G protein-coupled receptor activity. Gene Ontology annotation, biological process: immune response; G protein-coupled receptor signaling pathway. Bases 1670 to 2680 code for a protein of 336 amino acids. The transcript has a single exon. Gene Ontology annotation, cellular component: membrane. Lineage: Eukaryota; Metazoa; Chordata; Actinopteri; Cypriniformes; Cyprinidae.